AUGAAGAAUUUCUUGGUUUCUUUCUGUUUGUUGUUUCUCAUUCUAGCCAUUUUCACUCCAAUUUCGAUUGGUCAGUUAACUCCAAGUGAGAGCCGUAUUCUGUUCCAAGUUCAGAAGCUUCUUGAAUACCCUGGAGCUCUUCAAGGAUGGACAAAUUGGACCAACUUCUGUUACCUCCCUCCUACACCUUCUCUCAAGGUUGUCUGUACAAAUAAUCGUCUAACCGAAUUAACUGUCAUUGGAAACAAAAGCUCCCCUUCUCACAGCCCAAAACCAGUUUCAGGGAAUUUUGCGAUUUCUCAGCAGACCCUGUCCAAAAGCUUUUCCAUUGAUUCUUUCUUCACACUUCUCACAAAGCUUUCCAACUUGAAAGUGCUUUCCUUGGUGUCACUGGGUUUGUGGGGUCCAUUGCCAGCCAAGAUCAACAGGUUCUGGUCACUUGAGGAGCUCAACAUUAGCUCAAAUUUCAUUUAUGGGGAGAUUCCUACAUCCCUCAGUUCAAUGAAGAAUCUUAGAAGCAUAGUUUUGGCUGACAAUUUGUUCAAUGGGAGUGUGCCAGAUCUUAAAAGCUUAGCUGCUCUUGAAGAACUUAAUUUGGGUAACAACCACCUAGGACCUGGAUUUCCUUCAUUGGGAAAUAGUCUUGUAAGUAUCAUUCUAAGAAACAAUUCCAUGAGAUCUGAGAUUCCUCCAACAUUGAGGAACUUUGAUCUGCUUCAGAAAUUAGACAUCUCUUCCAACAAAUUUGUAGGGCCAAUCCCUGCUUUCGUGUUCUCUCUGCCUUCAAUUCAGUACCUCAUUCUGGCUCAUAACCAACUAAGUGGUGCUCUCUCAAACAAUGCAACCUGCAAUGGGAAGCUCCAAGUUGUUGAUAUUUCUCAAAACCUUUUGAUAGGGAAACUACCAUCUUGCAUUGGAUCAAAGUCUUUGAACAGAACUGUUCUUGAUUCAUGGAACUGUUUGUCUGGUGGGAAGUCAAAGUAUCAGCAUCCAUAUUCAUUUUGCCACAAGGAAGCACUGGCUGUUAAGCCUCCAGCUAAAACUCAAGAGCAGGAGUCAAAAAUAAAGCUAGGCCUUUUACUUGGUGUCAUCGGUGGUGUUGUGUGUGCUGCUGCAGUCAUUGGGUUGCUGAUUUUGGUCAUUAUCAAAAGGGCAGGGCAGAGGAACAGAGAAGAUAAAUUUUACAGAUCCAUGGUUGAGAAAAUUUCUGUUCGAAGCUCCCCAAAUCCGAACAUCGAUGCAAGGCGUGUGCCCCAGAUGAUGAGGUUACCAACACUUGGACUCCCACCAUAUCGUGUCUUUACAUUGGAAGAAAUUGAUGAUGCAACAGACAAUUUCGAUGCCACGAAUUUGAUGGGAGAAGGAUCUCAGGGACAGGUCUACAAAGGCUGGCUCAGAGAUGGUUUACUGGUACAAGUGAAAUGUGUGAAAUUAAAGCAGAAGCAGUUACCCCAAAACUUGAACCAGAGCAUGGAAGCCUUGUCAAAGCUGAGGCAUAGGCAUUUGGUCAGCCUUCUUGGACACUGCACUGUCACUUGUCAGGACCAUCCAACUACAGCUAGCACUGUAUUUAUUGUUCUUGAGAACAUCUCAAAUGGCUCUUUGGUGGACCAUCUCACUGAUUGGAGAAAGAAGGAGUGGCUGAAAUGGCCACAGAGAAUGGCUGUUACCAUUGGCAUUGCAAGGGGGGUCCAGUUCUUGCACACAGGGGUUGCACCUGGCAUCUUUGGAAAUAAUUUGAAGAUAGAGAACAUAUUGUUGGAUGAGAGUGUUUCUGCUAAAAUCAGUAACUAUAAUCUUCCAUUGCCAUUUCAGAUUGGUUCAGAGAGCCCUCUUAAUGGACAGGGUAUUAGCAGCAGUAAACCUCAUCUAAACAGUGCUGAAGCUGAGAAGGAAGAUAUUUAUCAGCUGGGGAUUAUUCUACUUCAAGUUCUUACUGGUAGAUUGAUCAAAUCAGCUAGUGAAUUGGAUGAGCUAAAGAUUCAGUUAGAAAAAGGCUUAAUAGAAGGACCAUCAAAACUACGAGGAGUCAUAGAUCCGUCGAUACAGGGAAGUUUUGCGUAUCAGUCAUUGAAGACCGCCGUCGAAAUCACCGUCAAUUGUCUGAGCAGAGAUCCAAGCAAGCGUCCUUCCAUAGAUAAUGUUCUCUGGAACUUGCAGUAUUCAAUUCAAGUUCAAGAGGGAUGGACCAGCAGCGGCAACCUCAGCGCUCAGAUGUAG
Molecule: messenger RNA, 2220 nt
Organism: Prunus armeniaca (apricot)
Lineage: Eukaryota; Viridiplantae; Streptophyta; Magnoliopsida; Rosales; Rosaceae
Source: the annotation of a GenBank genome assembly